UCUAGUAAUGGUAACGUCAUUUAGUUUAAAUACCUCAAUUGAAUCGCUGUUUGGAGCAGAAAUCAUCCGGUGUUAGUAACUUUAUAGUACUGACUUGACAAGUGCGAAAACUCUUCCCAUCAAAUCGAACAACAUGAAUACAAAAUGUUUAAUCGUCACCAUCGUGUUGGCUGUGGUUUUCCAAAACGCAUAUUGUGGUGUGCCUGCAAACCGAAAAGCCAGAGCAGCAGACUCUGAACUCGACCAUGACGCCGGCUUGUCCAAUUCUCAAGAACAACUCGGUCGCGGAUUUACUGACGAUAUGAAUAAUUACUACAAUCAGUUCAACCAACAGAAUCUCAAACCUCCGAGUUUCAACCAAUCGAGUUUCCAAACUCCGAAUUACAGUCAGCUCAACCAACAGAAUUUCCAACCUCCGAGUUACAGUCAGUUGAACCAAUCGAGUUUCCAACCGCCGAGUUUCAGUCAGUUCAACUAAUCAAACUGGGUCUCGGGUUUUUAAGCUACAUAUAUACUAACUGGAUAAUGGACACGCGAAUAAAACAUGCGACCGGAUUUAGAAUUUUAUCAUUAACUCUUCACAAAUUGUAGCCAAAACAAAUAUUAAAGGCAAUUAUUCGGUUUAUUUGGAUAAACAUUAUUUUUUCUAAUUAUAAAAAUUACAUCUUAGCAUUGCGAUUUACACACGAGACGGAUUAUUUGUUUUUUGUUUGUCGUUCAAUCAUCAAUCCAUACACACUUACGAAUUGAUCACAUUUUAAUAAUAAACGUGCACUUAAUACAUUUGUUAUAAAUUAUAUGAAAUUGUCAUAAUAUAUAAAAGUGAGUAUGAUGUCGUA
Molecule: messenger RNA, 839 nt
Organism: Adelges cooleyi (spruce gall adelgid)
Lineage: Eukaryota; Metazoa; Arthropoda; Insecta; Hemiptera; Adelgidae
Exons: 3
Coding region: 134-478 (114 amino acids)
Source: RefSeq, a predicted model, not a curated record